UGGUUCCGGGUUGAGAGGCUGCGCUCGGACCUGAGCAGUGGCCGCUGAGCCGGCAGGGGUAAGGGGCCACGCCGGGCGGGGUCUUGGGGCCGGGAUCGGGCAGCUGAGCUUGCUCGCACCCCUCCUCUCCUCUGCCACGCACAGCCGCGGCGCAGCUCCGCCUGGCUUCCCCCUUCCCCAGAAUUCCCCAUCCCCAGCUUCUCCCCCUCCCCCCACUGCACCCAUCCCGGGGUUUCAGCACCCCCUAAGGCCUCCGCCCCCCUCCUGGAUCCUCUUCUCCCAGCACCCAUCCCUUCAGACUGUCCCUUACUCUAGAACCUCCUUGCCAGGAGCCUCUUCCCUCAGACACCAAGGCCCCCUCCCUCCAGCACCCAUCGCUUCGAGUCACCCACUACCUCGAGACCACCUUCUUGGACUCGCAUCCCGACUAGUCUCUACCCUGCACCUCUUCCUCGCGUCUCCCCCUUCCCUCCCGGACAGCCCCCCUUCCUUCUGUAGCUCCUACUCUUGCCUCUCCCCGCCUGCUCCCGGCACCCAUCCCUCGGUGCGGCCCCCGACAGCGCCGCGCUCGCUCAGCCGCCCCCCUGCAUCUCAGGGCCCCCUCUCCGCCGCCCCCAGCGCCAUGGCGUGCAGCCUCAAGGACGAGCUGCUCUGCUCCAUCUGUCUGAGCAUCUACCAGGACCCGGUGAGCCUGGGCUGCGAGCACUACUUCUGCCGCCGCUGCAUCACUGAGCACUGGGUGAGGCAGGAGGCGCAGGGCGCCCGCGACUGCCCCGAGUGCAGGCGCACGUUCGCCGAGCCCGCGCUCGCGCCCAGCCUCAAGCUAGCCAACAUCGUGGAGCGCUACAGCGCCUUCCCGCUGGACGCCAUCCUCAACGCGCGCCGCGCGGCGCGACCCUGCCAGGCGCACGACAAGGUCAAGCUCUUCUGCCUCACGGACCGCGCGCUGCUCUGCUUCUUCUGCGAUGAGCCGGCGCUGCACGAGCAGCACCAGGUCACCGGCAUCGACGAUGCCUUCGAGGAGUUGCAGAGGGAGCUGAAGGAGCAGCUUCAGGCCCUUCAGGACAGCGAGCGGGAGCACACCGAGGCGCUGCAGCUGCUGAAGCGACAGCUGGCCGAGACCAAGUCUUCCACCAAAAGCUUGCGGACCACCAUUGGGGAGGCGUUCGAGCGGCUGCACCGGCUGCUGCGUGAGCGGCAGAAGGCGAUGCUGGAGGAGUUGGAGGCCGACACGGCGCGCACGCUCACGGACAUCGAGCAGAAAGUCCAGCGUUACAGCCAGCAGCUGCGCAAGGUGCAGGAGGGGGCCCAGAUCCUGCAGGAGCGGCUGGCCGAGACCGACCGCCACACCUUCCUGGCCGGGGUGGCCUCGCUGUCUGAGCGGCUUAAAGGGAAAAUCCAUGAGACCAAUCUGACUUAUGAAGACUUCCCAACCUCCAAGUACACGGGCCCCUUGCAGUACACCAUCUGGAAGUCCCUGUUCCAGGACAUCCAUCCAGGGUGUUCGCCUCCUAGCUGUGUACCCCAGGACAAAUCACUGCCCUCUCUGAGCCAGUUUCUCCUCUGUAAAACAGGGAUGGGGAAGAUGUGA
Molecule: messenger RNA, 1591 nt
Organism: Leptonychotes weddellii (Weddell seal)
Lineage: Eukaryota; Metazoa; Chordata; Mammalia; Carnivora; Phocidae
Source: RefSeq, a predicted model, not a curated record